Solea senegalensis (Senegalese sole) is the source of this 2325-nucleotide messenger RNA. RefSeq names its product cell division cycle associated 7a (gene cdca7a). The coding region runs from base 101 to 1309 and encodes 402 amino acids. The transcript has 10 exons. Gene Ontology annotation, biological process: regulation of DNA-templated transcription. Gene Ontology annotation, cellular component: nucleus. The record is from RefSeq and is a predicted model, not a curated record. NCBI's taxonomy places the organism in Eukaryota, Metazoa, Chordata, Actinopteri, Pleuronectiformes, Soleidae.
UGGAUCUGCUGCUGCUGCUGCUUCAUUGUUUCUGCAGAGCUGCUGCACACAGUCUGAUCUCGACUGAUUCUGUCUGUGCAGGAGGAUUUUAACAAGAAAAAUGACUCUCACCCGCUCUAAGAAACUUGCAGUCAUUCCACCUCCAUCCAGCAGGAUGAGUUUGAGGAGCUUUCGCAGUGUCCGACUGGUUCCCAUGGAAACUUCUUCAUCUGAUGACAGCUGCGAUAGCUUUGGCUCAGAUGGAGGCUUCGCAAAUACGAGGAGCAGCUUAAGACCGCAGAGGAGGUCGGCACAGAAACCUGUGGUGUGUGCGGCCACGUCAGAGGAGGACACAUGCAGCGGCUUUGAGGAAAUUUCAAUCUACAGGCAGAUGAAAUCCAUGAAAGUAGACUCUGAAACUCCACGACGUGGACGCAGGUCCAACGUGCUGAAAGUUGCCAUGACGUUCCCCACCAAGAAGCAAGGAAAGAAGAGGCCUGUGUCUGAACCUCUCCCUCAACCUAAAGUACCCGAGUGUGACUCUGAGGAGGACGAGGACAACGUCAUGGACAAGAGAGCGCUGAAUAUAAAGGAGAACAAAGAAAUGCUCGCAAAGCUCAUGGCAGAGCUGAACAAAGUAUCUGGACUUCUCCCGAGACGAAUGGCACUGUCAGCCUCCUCUACGCCCAGACAGGCACCGCGGCGGUCCAUGGGAACGCCAGGGCAUUGCAGGAGAAACCCAGAGCGUUUGUCUCGACCCCACACGCGAUCCCGCACGCUGGUGGAUGGACCUCCGAGCCCGACUCCAGAGGAGGAGGAGCCCGAGGACAAGUUCAGCUUGGUUCGCAAAGGUCGCUACUUCGAGGAAGUCGAUGAGCCACCCCGUCGCCGUUUCUGCAACGGCAUCAGAUCCCUCCCCCACGUGGUGCGGCCUGUGGAGGACGUGACAGAGGCCGAGCUGCAGGGUAUCUGCGACAAUGUGCGGGAGAAAGUUUACAACAGUUCCACUGGAUCCACUUGUCACCAGUGCCGUCAGAAAACAAUCGACACCAAAACAAACUGCCGUAAUCCGGAGUGUGUGGGGGUGAGAGGUCAGUUCUGUGGCCCCUGUCUCCGUAAUCGCUACGGAGAGGAGGUCCGAGAUGCUCUGUUGAAUCCGGUGUGGCAUUGCCCGCCCUGCAGAGGCAUCUGUAACUGCAGCUUCUGUCGCGCCCGCGAAGGUCGCUGUGCUACUGGAGUUUUGGUUUACCUGGCCAAAUACCACGGCUUCGAUAAUGUGCACGCGUAUCUGAAAAGCUUGAAAAAGGAGCUGGAAGAAAGCAGCCAGUGAAGUGUGGAGGAGGAACCAGCUCGUGGACCAACCUGACCGAAGACCGAAAAUCAGUGCAUCUCUAACUGAUAUGAUUAUGACCACUUUGGCAAACGCACAGUUCGAAUGUUGUUUCGUGUUUCAAGUUUUCUUCCACGAAUACUUGGCAAAGUUUGUUGAUGCUUCAUACUGAUUGUGACAUUUGACCUUUUUUGUAGUUUGAGUAUUGCUACUCAUCCAGGUCUCUCUACUGUAAACUGUACGCUUGCCUUCGCUGUAGAUUUUUCCUGAGCCCUUGUAUCAGGACUGGAUGCUUGUAAAACAGGGAUGUCCCGAUGUUGAGCUCAAGUAUCGGGUCAAAGCUCGAUCUGGACAUUUUCUAACUAAUCACCCUCUCGAUCACAUGUCCCCAAUCUUUUACUCCAGCUGAGUUUUCCCUCCCACAUGUGCUGCCUGUUGGCUACGUUAGUGAGCAAGUCCUUCAUGUGGCUCAGUUGUAACUCUAGUUUGUAUCUAAUUGGACAUAUUUUAUAUACAUAUACAUAUUUUCUUUUCUUCUUUCCCUCUCGACGUCUACCAGGAAUAUUGUAAAUUUUACUGACGGGGACCAUUUAAAAAAAUUGUACUGUACUGUACUGUAUUGGCAGAUACUCCAAAGUAUAAUCAUACUAGGGAUGGGAUUGAAAUCGCAGGCUGAAAAGGCUCAUUGGGACGUCCCUAUUUUGAAUUAAGAUGCAACAGGAAACUUCUUAACCUCAAAUUUUGUUGACUUGACAAGUCCACACUGUCUGUCGCUGUAAAUGCUUAACGCGGUUGCAUUGUUCUAAGAUGUAAAUAUUCCCCACCUGCUCUUUUCACAGCUGAAUCAUCCUAGCUGCUGCGAACAAAGAGAACAUUCCAGCUUUUUUGUUGUUGUUGAAUCAUCUACUGUAUUUUACAUUGUUUUAAAUGUAUCACGUUUACCCAACUGACAUGCAAGUGCAUUAUCCCCCAAAGAGAUCAAUUUUAUUAAAAAUAAGCUUGUGUUUUUGACAAGA